This is a messenger RNA of Camelus dromedarius (Arabian camel), 5617 nucleotides long. RefSeq names its product factor interacting with PAPOLA and CPSF1 (gene FIP1L1). NCBI's taxonomy places the organism in Eukaryota, Metazoa, Chordata, Mammalia, Artiodactyla, Camelidae. The transcript is spliced from 19 exons. Gene Ontology annotation, cellular component: mRNA cleavage and polyadenylation specificity factor complex. The record is from RefSeq and is a predicted model, not a curated record. The coding region runs from base 212 to 2026 and encodes 604 amino acids.
UGCUGCGCGUGCGCGGGCGGAGCGGCGCCGGAGUCGUCUUUUUUGCCGCCUCCGCCGCCGCGGCGGCCGUGUCCCUUGGAUUUGAGUCUCCAGCAUUCUUCGUUCGCUCGCCGGCGGGUUCGCGCCCCUCUCGAGCCCCCGGGCAGCGAGGCUGGGGAAGGGGUUGGAGGGGGCUGUUGAUCUCCGCCUUUAAGUUGUGCUCGGGGCGGCCAUGUCGGCCGGCGAGGUCGAGCGCCUAGUGUCGGAGCUGAGCGGCGGGACCGGAGGGGAUGAGGAGGAAGAGUGGCUCUAUGGCGGCCCAUGGGACGUGCAUGUGCACAGUGAUUUGGCAAAGGACCUAGAUGAAAAUGAAGUUGAAAGGCCAGAAGAAGAAAAUGCCAGUGCUAAUCCUCCAUCUGGAGUUGAAGAUGAAACUGCUGAAAACGGCGUACCUAAACCGAAAGUGACUGAGACUGAAGAUGAUAGUGAUAGUGACAGUGAUGAUGAUGAGGAUGACGUUCAUGUCACUAUAGGAGACAUUAAAACGGGAGCACCACAGUAUGGGAGUUAUGGUACAGCACCUGUAAAUCUUAACAUCAAAACAGGAGGAAGAGUUUAUGGAACCACAGUAGGAACGAAAGUCAAAGGGGUAGAUCUUGAUGCACCUGGAAGCAUUAAUGGAGUUCCCCUUUUGGAGGUAGAUUUGGAUUCUUUUGAAGAUAAACCAUGGCGUAAACCUGGUGCUGAUCUUUCUGAUUAUUUUAAUUAUGGGUUUAAUGAAGAUACCUGGAAAGCGUACUGUGAAAAGCAAAAGAGGAUACGAAUGGGACUUGAAGUUAUACCAGUUACCUCUACUACAAAUAAAAUUACGGCCGAAGACUGUACUAUGGAAGUUACACCAGGUGCAGAGAUCCAAGAUGGCAGAUUCAAUCUUUUUAAGGUACAGCAGGGAAGAACUGGAAAUUCGGAGAAGGAAACAGCACUUCCAUCUACAAAAGCUGAGUUUACUUCUCCUCCUUCCUUGUUCAAGACUGGACUCCCACCAAGCAGAAACAGCACCUCUUCUCAGUCUCAGACAAGUACUGCCUCCAGAAAAGCCAGUUCAAGCGUUGGGAAGUGGCAGGAUCGAUAUGGGAGGGCCGAAUCACCCGACCUAAGGAGAUUGCCUGGGGCAAUUGAUGUUAUUGGUCAGACUAUAACUAUCAGCCGGGUAGAAGGAAGGCGACGGGCAAAUGAAAACAGCAACAUACAGGUCCUUUCUGAGAGAUCUGCUACUGAAGUAGACAACAAUUUUAGCAAACCACCUCCAUUUUUCCCUCCAGGAGCUCCUCCUACCCAUCUUCCACCUCCUCCAUUUCUUCCACCUCCUCCAACUGUCAGCACUGCUCCACCUCUGAUUCCACCACCAGGUAUUCCAAUAACUGUACCACCUCCAGGUUUUCCUCCUCCACCAGGCGCUCCACCUCCAUCUCUUAUACCAACAAUAGAAAGUGGACAUUCCUCUGGUUAUGAUAGUCGUUCUGCACGUGCUUUUCCAUAUGGCAAUGUUGCCUUUCCCCACCUUCCUGGUUCUGCUCCCUCAUGGCCUAGUCUUGUGGACACCAGUAAGCAAUGGGACUAUUAUGCAAGAAGAGAGAAAGACCGAGACAGAGAUAGAGAUAGAGACCGAGAGCGAGAUCGUGACCGGGACAGAGAAAGAGAACGCACCAGAGAAAGAGAGAGGGAGCGUGAUCACAGCCCCACGCCAAGUGUUUUCAACAGUGAUGAAGAACGAUACAGAUACAGAGAGUAUGCCGAAAGAGGCUAUGAGCGCCACAGAGCAAGCCGGGAGAAAGAAGAACGACACAGGGAGAGACGGCACAGAGAGAAGGAGGAGACCAGACACAAGUCCUCUCGAAGUAAUAGUAGGCGUCGCCAUGAAAGUGAAGAAGGAGACAGUCAUAGGAGGCACAAGCACAAAAAAUCUAAAAGAAGCAAAGAAGGAAAAGAAGCUGGCAGCGAGCCUGCCCCCGAGCAGGAGAGCACCGAGGCUGCCCCUGCGGAAUAGGCAUGCUCGUGCCUUGUGUACAGCAGUGCCGGAAGUAGAUACUCUAGAUCUUGUUAUUUUUCUGAAUAAUGUUGAAGAAAUUUGCCUUUAAUCUUGUUCUGUUAGUAUGAAAAGUUCACUUUUUUCUUCCAAAAUAAAAGAGCAAAUUUUUCAUGUUAACUUAAAAAAAAAAACUUUGUCUUGUAAUAUUUAAAAAAUAAAAAGACAGUAAUGACUUUAUAUCCAAGAAAGUAAUGUGAAUGAGUCACUCAGCAGGGAAUUUCAAAGAGCUACGUUUAGCUAUGUACAUACACACUAUCUGAUUAAGGUCAAGGUUCCACUGCCUUGGCCAGUUUUGAGUUAAUCACAUACCAAUUUCUUAAGAGGUUGCACUGCAAAAUGCAUCCAAAGGCACCUCUGAGUCUUGAGAUUAAAACUAGUCUUAUCACUGCUGUGGCACUGUCACUUAGCAUAUUAGAGAACUCACAUAACAGUUUUUAUAACUUUUUGAUAGCAGGUUUUUCAGUGUUCUAAAUUUGGGUUCAUGGUAAAACUAAAUGGGGGGAACUUUUCUAUCCAAAGUAAUAAAAUGUUAUGGCAUUUGGGUGGCCUCUGGAAUAACUUGCCCUAAGUGUAGUUUCUGUCAGGCACGUGGACAAAUACUCGUCACUGUGACACAAAUCAGAAUUGCCUCAAGGCCAUAUCAUGUGAGCCAAGGUCAAGCUGGUUUGGCCUUUCUUGAUGCUUUUUCCAAGGCUCAUUGGUUGAGCAGCACAUGGAGUUUUUAUACAGUUACUAGCUAUAUUGUGAAUAAAAAUAAAUGACAGCCUGUAGAUUAGUCAUUUCCUAUUAAAUCUAAGAAAAUACAAGUUUAUAAUUCUGUGAGCAUUUUUAGGGGUGACCCUUAGGAGGUAUUUGCCAGUGAUGGUAACAACAUGGUUUUAAAAGAAUGUAUUACUAGGAACUUUUAAAUAGUCAUAAAAGAAAUGAACUUAGUAUCAUGUACUAGAAGACACCUAUAUAAGUUUUGAAAAAUAUUUAUUUCUCAUUUGAUGAACAUUUUUCAACAAUGCACUUUCAAAAUCCUCUGUCUGGAAAUUGUUUUUAAAAUGCCCAGAAUGUACCUUUGCAGACCUCAGCAUAUACCAAAUUUUUAAGUGUAUGAUUUGAAUUCAUUGGGGGCAAACAGACCAUUUCAGCUAUUUAAGAGCUUUUUAUGACUAGAAAUAUAUAAACUUAAAAGCUGUAGAGUAAUGAAAAAUUCUCUACACUGAAUAAAAACUAUUAGUAAUAUGUUUAUGUUUCGAGAAUUAAUUAUACUUUGUGAGGUGUGGCUUUCAUUCGAUUAUACUUUUCCUGACAUUAACGUUUACAUUUUUACAGUGUAGCCUUCAAAUACAAAAAUUGACAAGAUAAAUGUUGUUUCAACUUAGCUUAUUUGUGAUUUCCUUUUUCCUGUGACCCAUCACUGAGUUUAUAAAAAAGUGCCAGGCCAAGAAACAAUAGUGAGAGUAAUUUUUCCUUUAAGUUCUUUCAGCAUCCUUGCCAAGCAAGCAUGUAUCAUUCCUGAUGUACUUCUACCAUUGACAGCAAGAAGAAUAUCACCACAUCUAAAAAUAAAUAAAUGAAACAAGGUAUAUGAUUAACAUUUUGAGCCAUAGCUGAAGUUAAUGCAUCUUUUUUUUUGGUCGUCCUAGUUUUUGCUACAUCAACUUUUAUUAGUUCUAAUUAAGGUUCUCCUCACCCCCCUCACUUGAAUUCUUCAAAUUCUAUCUAUUCAGCCUGUUUUAGAAAGAAUACUAAAAGUAUAGGAAGUUGCUGUAUGGGGCAAGAGUAACUCAUCAUUUUGGAUUUCUCAGAAAUUGAAUGCUACAUAAGUGUUUAAUUUCUUGCCAGUAAAAAAGGUAUGAUAAACAAAUGCCUUAUUUCAAAUGGGUUCAAGCUUUUGCACGUAUGCAACACAAUCUGUACGUGGUGAAGUAUUUAGGGGUGACAUCUUAACGUGUUCAAUGUACAUUCAAGCAAUUCUGCAAUAUGUAUAAAUAUCAAUAUAUAUUUAGACAGAAAGCAAAAGUGGUAAGCUAUUUACCAUUAGUGACUCUAGAUAAAAUCUGGGGAUUAUGCUUUUUCAACUUUUCUGGAGGUUUGAACAUUUCUAAAUAAAAAAUUAGCAGAAAAAAAGUCUUUGAAUAUCAGUUUUUCAUUAAGUAGUCAUUAUUAUUACCUAAUUCUUCCAUCAUUGUAUGCUGGUGUUCCUUCAACAAUGGAUUUGAUAAAAAAAGGUUUGUUCCCAUUGUAUUCUUCAUAACCUCCUACAAUGCAGAAGCCCAGACUUCCAGCUGUGUUUCUUCGCAAUACAACAUCUUUACAGUUAUACAGGUACCUGAAACAAGAUGUAAUCAGUAUAAAUGCACAGUAAAAUUGAACUCCUUGUAAUUAUUGUGAUUCAUCUCCCAUUUCCUUUGUUGGCUUUUUAGGCUUAAUAGCACUGCAUGGAUCUUACUCAAAACUGUCACAGCCCAGUAACCUUUGUGCUGUUAGCUGGCUUUUUCUAAUUGAACUGUUUUCCACAGCUAAACACCCUUUAAAACAAUGAUACCAUCUAUUAGGUUCUGCUUAUAUGUCUACUGAGAAAUAAUCAUAUUUUUGGCUUAAAGAUGAUUUAAUGCCUUAAUUUAUAUUAAAAAGUUGGAUAUGCCUAAAUCCUUACUCAUGAACCAAAUUCAAGCAUACUUACGGACGUCAUAUUUUUAUUUACUUAAUGGAUGUAAAUUUUUAAUGAAGGCAAAAAUUCUUUGAAUCUCAGUGAAAAAAAAUUUAAACCCUAACUAACAGACUGACUGAAGUUUUGACUUUUGAAAAAUACCAGUUUAUAUGUAGUUCUACAUGUUUGAUAGGCUAUAGAGAAGCAUGCAGGCAUAAUUAGAGUGAAUGGAGAUAGAGGUGCAUUUAAAGAUAAGAACAAUUCAUAUUGCAGGAGAAAAAAUUAGCCAUAAGCUGAACAGCAAGUUAUAAAAGGAAUGGGAAGAAAGACCACAGGUUUUCUGUAAAUGAGUAGAAUCCUCAGCUAAAACAGAAAAUUAGAUCAAAGAAGCUAUUGCUUUUACUGUCCAGUGGCAGUUGCAUCCAUGUUAUCGUAAGUGCAGGCUAAGUAAGUACAAAACUGUGUGACAGUUGUGACAGAGCUGUGUCAGGAGCUGGAUUUGCAAAAUCCCUCAGUCCAGGCACUGGUUUGAAGGAAAAUUAGCAUUUUCAUGUUGGUAAAAAUCAAGAUAUGAUUGUUUUGUUUAUAAAUUGUACCUUAAAAUAUUAACUGCUUUUUGAAAAAUCAAUAAAAUGUCUCGUGAAAUGUUUUGUUAAGUGAAGUUAGUCAUUACAUUUGUUACUGACCUUGCUAAUCAAUGUAACAUGACUUUCUUUUCAUGGCAUUGCAACUCCCAUUUGAAGUAAAAGAAGCUUUGAGUUUGGUGGAUAACUUUAAAAUGUGCUAAAAUGCAGUGCUGCUCAGUUUUGCUUUGUAUCUGUUUUCAUGUAUCAUUUAAUUUUUCACUGAAAUGACAGCUGAAAAUAUAAAUUUCAUUAAAUGAAACAAUCAUUUUAUAUUGUAAAAUA